This is a messenger RNA of Triticum aestivum (bread wheat), 858 nucleotides long. RefSeq names its product protein SOB FIVE-LIKE 4-like. The transcript has a single exon. The record is from RefSeq and is a predicted model, not a curated record. Gene Ontology annotation, biological process: cytokinin biosynthetic process. Lineage: Eukaryota; Viridiplantae; Streptophyta; Magnoliopsida; Poales; Poaceae. Bases 203 to 661 code for a protein of 152 amino acids.
CUGAAUUCUUGCGGGUUAUGGGUGCUCAAUAGGCGUAGGCAAGAACAGUGCCAUCUUCAGUGCUGCAUUGUUGAGGAUAUUCAGAUUUCGGGAGAAGCAUAAGAGUAGGUGCUCGCAGAAUUCUCCCUCGACCUUGUUCUGCCUUGUUUCCGUUCUUGGCCAUUCUUGUCUCUCUUUUGGUCUUCCACUCCGAACGCCUGUCAUGGAAUCCUCCAUGAUCACCGGGGAUGGCGGCGAAGAGUGCAACAGUAAUGAAUCCGGGUGGACGAUAUACCUGACCUCCCCCACGAGCAGCUAUGAAGCAAAAGACAAUGGCAGUGAAGGGAGCAAUGUUGAAGAUGGCAGUGGCUACAUCACCGAGAGGAGGAAAGGGAAAGAAGAGAACAACGCGGAUGACGAUGGAGAUUACGAUUCCCUGGCGUCUGAUGCUUCCACAGGGCCAUCUCAAGUGAAGGUGCUUGAAGGCAAAGAAGAGAAAGAUCGUCAGACAAAUGACGGUUGCAGCAAUGAACAUGGCAAGGAUGAAGAAGCUGAGACACUUACCAAGUUCCCGACAGGCAGCAACAAAAAGGCAGGCAAGGUGAAGAAAGGGGACGAAAAAAGCAGCAAAAGAGGCCACAAUAGAAGACGUAGCUCAUCAAGAACAAGCUUCUUUUGGUAACUGAUGUAAAAACCUUGCUCAUCUAUUCCUUUCUUAUCAAGCUAGAAUCCAUGUCAGAGGCACGAGGAAUUGAAGGCCUUGUCAUGGUCCCUGCUAUUGCCUUCUAUUGUUUUGUCCAUUUGUUAGCCACCCCAUAGGUUAGUUCUUCCUAUGCAAAUCUGUCACCAUUUCAUUAUUAUUCAUUGCCCUAUUCUUAA